CCACGCGGCUUCGUCUGUCUGCCGUCAGGCUCCCAAGCAGUUGGUGACUUCGAACUUGCGACCCUGAUUAGUUUCCCAUCCCCCGUCUCCCAUGUCCUCCACGGUCCCCUGAAAAUAUCUUAAAACAUCGUCAGGAUCAGACACUCACACCCACCGUUCCGUUCCAAACCGAGUCAUCCACUACCAUCUAUUUGUCCCACUUCCUCUGCCCUUUCUCUGCCAACUGCACACUCCACGCUAUGAAUUUCCCCACUGAGUAUCGAGGACACCGCAAGACUACCGCUUAAGGAGGCAUCUCAGGAGGAUAGAACUACGUAAUCUGCCAUCGAAAUCACUGUCGCUGCCAUGCUGCGAAGCCAAUUGAACGAGAAUGGCCCUUCGCAGCCUUUGUUGGAGGCCGGAACGGGAAUGGAAACUGGAAUUGUAGAUGGAGGGGAUUUGUUGGGAAUCACAGAGUGCCGGCCAACAUCGAGAUCCUCCUCCAAAGGUCGCUCUCUGUCGCUUUCUGACCAAGAGCCUCCUGCGUUGUCGCCAUCGCCCAAAUUCCGUGAACCAGACAAGAGGACAUCGAAGGAUGACAGUGCUUUGCUCACAAACAGUCCGACGACGCCUCGACGACCGGCCUUUCCAGUGCGCGGCCUUUCGUUGCAGAUGCCCGCACGCGAUUUGAUGUCUCCAAACACGUCGGCGUAUGUGAAUCGUGUGCCCCUCUCUCCUAAACUCGAUCACUCGCAAACAUUUGGUUCUCCUACAAGCGUCCUUCCCCGUCGCUCUCGCGGUCUGGAUUUCUCGAGAGCAGCAACGAACCUGCAUCAUUCUACCUUGGCGGAACAGUCCUCCCCCGAUUCCUCACCCACCAUUUCUGGCCGUGCGAUGAACAUACCUAAUAGAAAGAAUGGACAUAAUUUUAUGAAUGGACCGGAUUCACUCCAUUUGAGUUCUCUGUGGUCGACUAUGGCUAAUACAGACCGCCCCGGCAUCUCGAGUUCGUUAGGAAGCGUGAACAUGAUGUGCACCGAUUCAUCCAGCAAUAGCUCGGACGACGAAGACCUUAUGGAUGCCGAUGAUAUCGAUGACUCUAUUCUUACCACACCGCAGAUCGGGAGGAUGAGCGCCCCCUUUGGUGCACCUGUACAACCAAGUCCAGGAAGUGGAUGGCUUGGACAAUCGCCCGCAGUUAGCAGCCUUAUGAAUUUCCAGCGCCGAACAUUACGCCAUGGCAAGAACAGAAAGGGCUCUAUGAGUGGAAAUGGCAACUCGAGUGGAAACUCGAUGGCAAACUCCAUCUCCAAGUCGCCUCCCACCACUCGGAGUAUCGAUAGCAUGGGCAAUAAUUUUAUUGGGCGCGACACAACCGCAGACGGCAUGCAUUCGAGGAGAGACAGUAUAAGUUGGGCAGCAACCCAGCUGCAUAUAUCUGGCAAUGAAAGCGAUGAUGGCUUGAAGUCUACAUUGGAAAACCCAGAUAGUUUACCUGCCCCUGUCACUCCAAAUCGUGUGGGGGUCAUUCGCAGAGCCGUUACUAGGAGGGGUAACAUGCUGGUAAGCAACAUCAUAGUCCCCGCUAUCAUGCCUAACUGCUAACCUACUAUCUUAUAGCCCAAGACGAAGAACUUUGCUCGAAUUGCAGCGGCCCUCGCUGAAGAAACCGCACCUGUCGAAACUGAAGUUCGCCGAGAGGCUGAAGUGGUACGUCAAACCCGAGAAAGCGAUAUGGAUCUAGAACCUAUACGACGCAACUCAGUAUCUGCGAACACAACUACACAAUCUUCUCCAAUUUUAGGUCCUAGUCAAGAUUCGCUGGAGGGUAUACCAGAAGAUGACAUAAUGGCGGAUGUAUCGUCGACACUCUCGAGUAGCUUUAAACAACAUGCGAUGCGCAACUCGAAAGGAAAGGAUUAUUGGGACACAUUUGCAGAUGAAAAGAAUCGUACCCCACCACCAUUUCUUCCACGACCAUCUUCCUCCGGUAUAAGUGAGGACAUUUUGUUGGACUCUCCUACGCCACCCAUUUUCGGAGGCAGCGAUCGUCGUCACUCAUCUCCUUCUAGAUCCUCAACACCUCAACCUACACAUACAGAAAUGACACAAAAGAUGAAUAGGAAGCGCCGUAGAGAUGAUGAUCUUGAUCCGUCAAGUUUCAAACGAAGAGCAGUCAGUCCGGGAAUGAGUGCGCACAAUAGCCCAGUCAUGCAAAGCCCAAUGCAGAGAGAUCUUUGGGGAUCCCGCCCUUCCAGUAACGGAGACUCAAAGUCUGGCACUAAUGGUACUCUAAAACGAGUUGGGUUCCAGGGAAUGGUUGAUACCAAUGACGGUUUGAUGAAGAUGAGUAUCGAGUAACCUUUCUUUAUCUCUUACUACUACGAUAGCGGGUAGGCUCGUAAAUUGCUUUAGCGUCGGCGCAUUGGGAAGGAGCAUUACACAUAUGGGCUAAGGGAGAAAAAGUUACUACUGGGCAUAUGAACUACUUUGUAAUUAAUUGAACGGUUAUUCAAUCACAUAUAUUUUGGAAGAGCUGCAGCAUUGUUUUUGAC
This is a messenger RNA of Hymenoscyphus albidus, 2534 nucleotides long. Lineage: Eukaryota; Fungi; Ascomycota; Leotiomycetes; Helotiales; Helotiaceae. The record is from the annotation of a GenBank genome assembly.